AUGGCGAUUCAAAAUGAAGGCUCUGCAAUUAUCGACUCACAACCACGACCUGUGACCUUGAAUCACAAUAAAAAUGAGCCAGAAGAAGGACAGAGCGUAACAUCUGGCAGUGGGUGGCAAAUGAAGACCCCGAAAAACGAAGGCUGCCCCCCAGUUGCCAUAGUAGGAAUGGCACUGCGAGCACCUGGAGGGGUCAAAUCUCCCGAUGAACUUUGGAGACUGUUACUUGAAAAGAAAAAUGGAAUUUGUGAGGUUCCUGGUAACAGGUACAAUAUCGAUUCCUUUUACAGUGAGAACAAGACCCACAUGGUCAAAACUCGUCAUGGUUAUUUCCUUGACGAAGAUCCGGCCUGCUUUGAUGCAUCAUUCUUUGCUAUCAAUAGUCACGAGGCUGGGCAGAUGGAUCCGCAGCAGCGCAAACUCAUGGAGGUCUUUUGGGAAUGCUUAGAAAGCGCAGGUGAAACUGACUGGAAAGGGAAAAAUAUUGGCUGCUAUGUCGGAGUUUAUGGUGAAGAUUGGUUGGAUCUUGCUAGCAAAGACCCUCAAUACACCAACCGCUACCAUAUUCUUGGUACCGGCCAGUUUGCUCUUUCUAAUAGGCUAUCAUGGCAGUACGAUUUCCGGGGACCAAGGUUCUUCACUCUAUGGCCCAAGUUCAAGUGGCUCUCAAGAAUAUAUACAAAUUGCUUACCCCUGGUGGCCGACUUCUAUUACACGAAUUGCAACCAGGGGCUUCAUCCGGAAUGGCGGUCGGGUGAUGAUGAUAAACCCGAACAGCCAGGCCUGUCUCCCGAGCAGUGGGAGCAACAACUCCACACGGCUGGGUUUUCUGGAGUAGACGCAAUUAGUUUUGAUUUCGACGCUCCCCAUCAAACAUCCUUUUCAAUACUGUCAAGCGCAAAGCCCUCUUCCUCUCCUAAGACUGACGUUACGCUCCUGACGGGAGACACUCCUUGCCCCUGGACCAAAAAAAUUGCAAGUAGCCUUGAAAAAAUAGGGUAUCGAGUGCAUUGGGGCAGACUGGAUCAAUCUCCUCCCACCAACCAGUGUAUUGUCUCAGUUCUAGAUCUGGAGAGUCCUUAUCUCCAUAAUCUAUCCGAAGAAAAAUAUAUUGCCCUUCAUUCAUACCUAACUAAAAUAGGGAAGUCGAGGAUGAUAUGGGUGACAAGAAUGAACCAGCUUGAGUGUAGCGACCCCAAUUUCAGCAUCAUUUUUGGGCUGGCCAGGACACUGAGGAAUGAAAUGGGGCUUGACAUUUCAACUUUUGAGACCGACAUGUUUAACAGUGCCGCAAUAAAUGGAUUGAGCAAAGUACUCGAUAAGAUCGAAUGGUCUCGCGCGUCCUCUGCUCUUGACCCUGACUAUGAGUUCGCAUUUCAUAAUGGGAGCAUAUAUAAUGGCCGGUGCCACUGGAUGUCGGCUCAAAGUCAGAUGCCAAUCGAGUCCUUGGGGGAAACACCAAGGAAACUUGCAAUCAAGUCUAUAGGAUCAGUAGAUUCGCUCUACUGGCAACCCUUUGCUGAUGCCACAGAGUUAACGGGGGACGAAAUCGAGGUUGAUAUGCAUUACAUUGGGUUAAACUUCAGGGAUGUCAUGGUAGCGACCGGCCUGUUUGGGGACCCUAAAGAGUUUGGUAUAGAAGGCAGUGGUAUCGUUCGUCGGGUAGCGUCUGGAGUUGUCGAUUUUAAACCUGGAGACAGAGUGUUUGUACUGGAUACUGGUGCCUUCCGCACGAGGGUUGUGAAGCCAGCGCAUACGGUCCUCCCGAUUCUAGAUACGAUGACAUUGGAAGACGCUGCAACAAUACCUUGCGUAUACCUUACGUCUAUCAUGUGCUUAGAAACCUUUUCUCGGGUCAGGGAGGGCGAGGUUUGCAAGAAGAUAGGUGCGCAGAUAUUCGCCACUGUCGGAAACGAAGAGAAGGUCCAAUACCUCGUUAAUGAAUUUGGCAUCCCACGCCAUCACAUAUUCAAUUCUAGAAAUGCAGAUUUCUUGCCAGGUAUCAUGAGGGAGACAGGGGGUAGGGGCGUUGACGUGGUUUUGAACUCUCUUUCCGGGAAACUGUUACACACUUCGUGGCAGUGUGUUGCACCGUUUGGCAAGAUGGUUGAACUGGGGAAACGAGACUUUUUAAGCAAUGGACGCCUGGAUAUGGCACCAAUGAUGGAAAAUCGCUCAUUCAUAGGAUUUGACCUAGGUCAUUGGAUAAACGCGGAUCAUGGCAUCUUGAGGCACCAAGGCAGCCUCAAGCCCAUCCGGCCCAUCAAGGUCUACGAUGCAGCAGAUGUCUCUGAGGCAUUCCGUUACAUGCAGCAAGGAACCCAUAUGGGCAAAAUUGUGAUCCGGCUUCCUCAAGAUCUUUCAGCCAUCCCGCUGGCAGGUGUGAAAGCUCCGGUAGAGUUUUCACCAGAUGUCUCUUACCUUUUGGUAGGUGGGCUAGGAGGCCUGGGACGUUCUAUAUCCGCUUGGAUGGUUGAGCAAGGAGCUCGUCACUUGGUAUAUUUGUCAAGAACCGCAGGGCAAACGGAUAAGGACCGAGCCUUCAUACGAGAGUUGGAAGAUCAAGGCUGCCAUGCGGUCUGUGUAGCAGGCAGCGUGGUCAAUAUAGCAGACGUGAGAUCUGCGAUUGCUCAGUGUCCCAAGCCUCUUGCUGGGGUUUUCCAGCUGUCCACUGUUUUAAAAGACCGCACUUUUAGUAAGAUGAGCUAUGAAGACUGGACGACAUGUCUCAAUACCAAAGUUCAAGGAACCUGGAACUUGCACGAGGCUCUGCAGAACGAGAAGGACCUAGAAUUCUUAGUGCUGUUCGGUUCUGUGUCUGGCGUCUGCGGGAACGUGGGACAGGCCAACUAUGCGGCUGCUAACGGGUUCCUUACCAGUUUCACACAAUACCGGCGCCAGCUGGGGCUGCCUGCAUCUGUGCUUGAGCUGGGCAUAGUAGACGAGAUUGGCAUGGCAAGUGAAAAUGAAGCAGCUCUCCAGAAUGCUCGAUCUACCUCACUCCGACUGAUAUAUGAGAAUGAGCUAAUCGAAGGAGUACGGCUGGCCAUUUACCAGUGCCGCAACCCCCCACCAGCAGACAGCCUGACGUCCAGUUCCAGCAUCAUCGGCCUGGGCAAUACCAAACCACUGACUGAGCCUGGAGUACGCCCACUAUGGGCCAGGGAUGCACGGUUUGCGCUAUACUCAAACCUGGCAGGCAAUGGGAAUGACGGAACUGCCGGUGAAGCGAACAACGGGGUCAAGUUGCUGUUGUCGAAGAUUGGACAGAGUGCAUCAUACCUGAACACCGAAGAGUCUAAGAGCAUACUCCAAGGAGUGCUGGGGAUGAUGGUUAGACAGAGCAUGGCGCAUACGCAGGACAUGGACGAGGACGAGCUGGCGGGCGUUAACAUUGAUUCUCUCACAGCUAUCGAGAUGCAAAACUGGUUCAGACGCAACAUGGGCCUUGAAAUUAGCCUGGCUGAGAUCGGAAAGGCUGGAGUCGUCGGGAAUCUGGCAGAGACCAUCCAUGGAUUGAUGAAGGUCAAAUACGGUGUUACUGGGAAACAGGAUGGCGCUGAUCCCGAAAAUGACCUUGACUAA
This is a messenger RNA of Trichophyton verrucosum HKI 0517, 3585 nucleotides long. RefSeq lists its product as uncharacterized. NCBI's taxonomy places the organism in Eukaryota, Fungi, Ascomycota, Eurotiomycetes, Onygenales, Arthrodermataceae. Gene Ontology annotation, biological process: secondary metabolite biosynthetic process; fatty acid biosynthetic process. The record is from RefSeq and is a predicted model, not a curated record. Gene Ontology annotation, molecular function: fatty acid synthase activity; oxidoreductase activity. The transcript has 9 exons. Bases 1 to 3585 code for a protein of 1194 amino acids.